AUGAGGAUUGGGGUAACGCCCUUAGCGGACUUUCUGGUCUCAGGGAGAUUCACCUCUCUACUUGUGGACUUUCAGAAUGUCUCGUCCUUGGUUUCUCUUGAUCUCUUUUCUUGUGGUCUCAAGGGUUCCAUCUCUUCAGAUUUCUUGCACCGUUCAAGCAUGAGCAAUAUUCAGUUGUCAUUUAACAGCUAUCUUGGAGGAGUAAUUACUCACUCCUUUGCAAAUUUUUCAAUGCUUCAGACAUUGGCUCUCUCAUGGAAUAAUUUCACAGGGGAUUUACCCCCUUUUGGAUCAGCAUCUGGAAUUGUCUUUCCUUUUUGGAGAAUUGAUCUUUCACAUAACAAUUUGAAGGGCGGUAUACCGUCAUCCUUUGGUAGGCUUUCUUCCCUUCAACAUCUAGACCUCAGUUACAACCAACUACAUGGUCUUAUCCCUCUAUUUUGGGAUCAGUUGUCUGCACUAUCUGAACUACAUCUAGAGAAUAAUCAGUUGUUCGGAACAUUUCCACACACCAUUUCAAAGCUUAUCCUACUACAAAAGUUGUUUCUCAGCUCCAACAAUUUAAACGGCAGCAUUUCUGAUUCCUUGUUGGAAAAUCUGGCUAACCUCAAAGGAUUGGACUUUUCUGGAAACCAAUUUGUAGUUGAUAUCUCUUUGAGUUGGAUUCCGCAGCUUGCCCAACUGGAGUACCUGGGGUUAAGGUCUUGUAAUCUUCAAGGGGAGAUUCCUGGUUUCUUGUCUACUCAAUACUCAUUACAAAAUGUGGACCUGUCAGAAAACCACAUUGUGGGAAAUAUUCCUACUUGGUUGUGGGAUCUUCUUGAUCUUCAAGUGCUCAAUCUUUCACAUAAUCGACUGGAAGGUUCUUUGCCCCCUGUUAUUUCCAUGUCCAAUCCAAGUAUAGACCUGCAUAACAAUAGCUUACAUGGCUCUAUUCCAGAUUUUACUCCAUUAUAUUUAGACAUGUCAGAAAACAGGUUCAACGGUUCUAUUCCACGUUCUAUAUGCUCAGGAUAUUCAAUGAUUAUAUUUCUAGAUCUGUCAAAGAAUGGGCUAACUCUAUACCCUAAGAUUAUCAGUGCCUUCAAACUCAUGGAUCUUUCCCACAACAAGCUAUCAGGAAAUCUUCCUCUGGAAAUAGGAGACCUUAAGGGUUUAAUUGCUCUGAACAUUUCAAACAACAGUCUGAGAGGCAGCAUUCCUGAAUCCUUGGGAGGAAUGGGUUAA
Messenger RNA from Cryptomeria japonica (Japanese cedar), 1227 nucleotides. RefSeq names its product receptor-like protein 46. The transcript has 2 exons. The record is from RefSeq and is a predicted model, not a curated record. The coding region runs from base 1 to 1227 and encodes 408 amino acids. Gene Ontology annotation, molecular function: protein binding. Lineage: Eukaryota; Viridiplantae; Streptophyta; Pinopsida; Cupressales; Cupressaceae.